Molecule: messenger RNA, 4443 nt
Organism: Cheilinus undulatus (humphead wrasse)
Lineage: Eukaryota; Metazoa; Chordata; Actinopteri; Labriformes; Labridae
Gene: phf12b
Product: PHD finger protein 12b
Exons: 15
Coding region: 645-3731 (1028 amino acids)
Biological process (GO): negative regulation of transcription by RNA polymerase II
Cellular component (GO): nucleus; Sin3-type complex
Molecular function (GO): protein binding; transcription corepressor activity
Source: RefSeq, a predicted model, not a curated record
CUGGUAGAGGAUGUUGCUAGCAGCCAGGGUAGAUGCACAGCCUUUUUCACAACAAUAACAUCAACCAAAUUCGCGUCUCCACGGACCCGCUAUAAGGAUUAUUCUUUCGGAACACUACCGGAAAACGUGCAUUGGACCGAAGCACGUCGGAUUUGUUUGUGUAUUGGUCGGCUUCAGGUUGUGUUGACAAUGGGAGCGGAGGGGUUUGCAGAUUUACUGGGCUCCUUUCUGCAGGAGCAGAAACAAGAAUCAUGGCUGGCCAGCUAGGCCGCGGGAGGAUUUUGUUGCUAACAGCAGCUGUCUGUUAUUAGAGGAAAUUGUAUGUAGGCUUGACGCCAGUAUUUUAUGAUUGGUGCUAAAAACAAAUGUUAUAGUUACAGGAUUUAAGCGGGGUUUUCUCGUCUUUUUUUGGGCCCGCGACACAAGCUAGUGAGCCCGCUAGCUUCACAACCUUGACUGGCUGACGUCUUGCUUUCGUAGUUAGCUCUGUUAGCCGGCUAACGGGAGCUAGCAUCGCUUUACCAGCCAUCCACAGCUUAAAAACACUUGGAAAAGGACAUUCACUGUGGGAUUUACUCUCAUCUUUGCGUGCCGGGUGGGCAUUUGUAUCACAGUUUCUUUUUGCACCGUCUGCUGCUGGAUGAAUGUGGGACAAAAUGGAGACCCCGACGAUUGUGUACGAUCUGGAUACCUCUGGGGGCUUAAUGGAGCAAAUCCAAACACUGCUAGCGCCCCCGAAGUCUGAGGAUGUGGAGAAGAGGAGUCGGAAGUUAGUGAGGGACGUCCGGAGGAGCGGCAGGGCCACCAACCACGACACCUGUGAUAGCUGCCGGGAGGGGGGAGACCUGCUCUGCUGUGACCACUGCCCAGCAGCUUUCCACCUCCAGUGCUGCAACCCGCCUCUAAGUGAAGAAAUGCUUCCUCCAGGGGAAUGGAUGUGUCAUCGCUGUAAUGUUAGAAAAAAGAAACGAGAGCAGAAGUUGGAGCAGACAAAUGGUUUACCAGAGAGGUCCUCAUCUAAGCGCUCUGGAUCUCCAGCUGUCGAACUGGAGCUAAACGCCGGCCCUCUGCGGCUUGAUGGCCUGCCUCCAGGUGCCGGAGCAGCAGGACCAGGUCUACGAGUGGCUCAGGUUCGCCUCUUGGACCGCAGGACCAGCAGCAGGCCGAGCAGCCGGCCCGGGACGCCCAACUCUAACACGUCGUCCACUCCAACUCCAUCAGAGGAGCAGAACGAUGGCGAGGAUGAGGCUGCAGAGGCUGAGGAUGACAUUCAGGGUGCUGACCUGGAAGGUGCUACACUAUCUGCUCCGACGUCACGCCUCCUCAAGAGACCUUUUCAGUUGCUGAUAGCAGCUGCCAUGGAGAGAAACCCGACACAGUUUCAGCUGCCCAGCGAGCUCACCUGCACCACUGCACUGCCAGGCAGCAGUAAACGGAGGAGAAAAGAUGAGCUGCUGGGGAAGCCGUUCAGGAGACCUCAGCAUGAACUGGACUCUAAUGGUCUGGUUCCUCUACCUGUCAAAGUGUGCUACACAUGUAACAGGAGUUGCAGGUUGGCUCCGCUGAUCCAGUGUGAUUAUUGUCCCCUCCUCUUCCACAUGGACUGUCUGGACCCUCCUCUCACAGCUCUACCUGCCGGAAAAUGGAUGUGUCCGAACCAUGUUGAGCACUUAGUGCUCAAUCAAAGGACCCUUAGUCUAUCCAGCCGAUGUCAGCUCUUCGACCAGUUCCAGGACCGUAUGUCCCAGCAUGCUGUCAAGUUGGACUUCCUGCGUAGAGUCCAUCGACAGAAUGCACCGAAUCGACGCACAACCCAUCAGCACACCAAGAAGAGCAUAAAGGUGCCAGAUGCCAUCAAGUCUCAGUACCAGAAUCCUCCUCCGUUACUGCUUCCUGCACGGAUGCGUCAGCUGGAGCUGGUUUGUAGCGGCGUUCCUGACCGUCAGUCCUCAAAGCACCUGACCACAGACACUGAACAGCAGGAGUGGCUUCAGGAUGUCAUCGCUCUGCAGUGCAGCAUCAUGAGACAUCUGUCCAGUAAGCAGAGGUCUUCAUCCUCCCUGCCAUCAGUGACGCCGGCACCAGAAUGGAGUUCUGAGCAGAAAUCCAGCUCUAAAUCUUGUGUUACAUCAGAGGAUGUGAAAAAUAAAGCCCCUAUAGGCAGGACUUCCUCCCUUGAGCCCUGCUCUAAACCCUGCAGUACACCUGACGACACCCUGUCGGAGCUGGCUGUUUGUAAAUGCAACAUGAUGCCGUGUCUGAACUGUAGGAAACCUAACGGACCUCUGACAGAGGAGCACCAGCCUUCCAAAGCUAAUGGACCUGUAGACUGUAGCCGCUCCUCAGACUCCUGCAGGCAGGGGGAUCUGCAGCACAGACUGAAGCCUGUCACUAUACCCUCAGACGCCCCAGCCUCCGGGCUACCCAACCAUAUACGAGCAGAAAAUGUUAAAAAGGAGGUAGAGAGCACAACGGAGGCCUGCGCUCAGAAAAUCUGCCCCACUGCCCCAACGAUAUGGCCUCCCAGUGGACAGCAGAACCACAGGAACCAGACAGAGGAGAGCAGUGAGGAAAAACCCUCCAUCACCAGCAGUGCCCGCCCAGUUACACCACCUAAAGGAGACAAGGAUCACAGCCAGAACAGGCUGGGGGUGACGCCACCCACCCCAGAGUUAAAAGCUGGUUCUGGGCUGAUGGACUCACUGCUGCCUGGGGCUCUGUCCUCCAUCGCAAACCUGUCCAGCUGCAUGAAGGAGGGGAAGGAUGAGGAUGGAGCAAUCGAGCUGGACAAACUGGAUGCAGAUAUGAUCAAACUCCUCGCCUGGCAGAGGAUCCAGCAGCUCUUUCCUCCCAAAGUGGCCCCCAGCACUCCUCCUCUCCCAGCUCAAAGCGCUGCCAUCAAGACUCCAUCACCCCGGCCCGAGAGUCAGAAAAAGGUGCAGGCCAGAGCCGUCUUCUACCCUUUGACAGGAAAAGGAGGAGCGGUCAGCAUGUGUUACAGGACGUUAUACAUAGGAUCUGGUGCUGACAUGGAUGUGUGCCUUACAAACUACGGUCACUGCAACUUCAUAUCGGGGAAACAUGCCUGUAUUUUCUAUGAUGAGAACACAAAGCAUUACGAGUUGCUGAACUACAGCGAGCACGGCACCACCGUGGACAACGUCCUCUACUCGUGUGACUUCUCUGAGAAAGCUUCACCGUCUCCACCCAGCGGACUUGUGGCCAAAGUGCAAGGCAUCAUACGUCGCAGUAAGCAACGUGACGAUGACGAGGGUCCCAGCUCGGUGGUUGGUUUGCUUCCUGCCGGUGGUGUUAUGAGCAGUCAUCCUCACGGUGGCGCCGAGUCGUCAUGCAGCUGCAAGGCAAGCAGCUCCAGCCUAAUUGGAGGCAGCGGAGCAGGAUGGGAGGGCACCGCCCUGCUUCACCACGGCAGCUACAUCAAACUGGGCUGCCUCCAAUUCGUCUUCAGCAUCACCGAGUUCGCCAGCAAGCAGCCCAAAGAGGAGCAGAACGCCACGCCUGCCGCCAGUUGCACUAGCACCUCGAAUGCCACCAACAACAACACCACCAGCAGCAGCAGCAGCACUACCAGCACCGCUCCCUCCUCCACUCCCACUCCUCCACCCCCCAGUACUGCCACAGUGAGCGGCCCCUCCAGCCAGGGGGAGUCCGACACUGAGACUGUCCCCACCCACCAAGUGCCCGUUCUGCACGCCAAUUCUGAUCCAUAACCUGCACAGGAAGUCCCGCCCUCCCUCCUUUUGUUUUGCACCUUUGGAGUCACGAUGAAGGGAAAGCUGCACAGCUGGUUGGUCAACAGGGAAAAGUUUAUUUUUUUCAUUUUUAAUGGUUUAUAUCUUUGCAUGAACUUGAAGUAUUAUUGACAAUCUCUUCUGUUUUUGAACGACUGACAGUAACCUUCUGUUCACUUCAGAGCGAGCGAACAUUAUUUACCUACGCUCACCUUUCCUUUGCCAGUAUAUUGUUUAUGUAUGGUGUAACAUUAUUUUGUCAGUCAGCUCAUUUAGCACAAACUUUUAUUUUGUAGUAAUGGAUUCCAUACAUUCUAAUUUCUUUUGCUGCUUUUGCACCACAGGUAGCUAUAAAUGUAUGAAAACAUACAUGCUUAUACACUAUGAUAUGUAUAUAUAAUGUAAAUAUAUAUAAUUCAGUGCCUCUCAAUUGGAGAAACAUUGGAUUUCAUGUAGAUUUGCCAUUUUUUGGUUUUUAACUGUACAGCUCAUGAAAUUUGUGAUACCAUGUAGAGUACCAGGAGUUUUGUGAUAAAACACGUUCUUAGUCUGAACUUUCCUCUGUCGUCCAUCUGUAAAUACCGUCUAGUUUUAGCACUCAUUUUAACAUCCUGUGCUGCUCUGUAUAUAAGCACUCUUUGUCUGUACUGCUCGUCUGUUCAAACAUGUAAAUACAGAAAGAUUUUCUAAG